Messenger RNA from Plenodomus lingam JN3, 1632 nucleotides. RefSeq lists its product as uncharacterized. Gene Ontology annotation, molecular function: amino acid transmembrane transporter activity. The record is from RefSeq and is a predicted model, not a curated record. Gene Ontology annotation, biological process: amino acid transmembrane transport. Lineage: Eukaryota; Fungi; Ascomycota; Dothideomycetes; Pleosporales; Leptosphaeriaceae. Gene Ontology annotation, cellular component: membrane.
AUGGCGCUUUACGAGUCAAAGACUCCUCCGCUUGAGCAUGCCUCGCCGGCCGCGAGCUACAACAACGAUGGGGACUUUUCACGCAUGGAUCCCAGCGGGGUGAAGCGUGGACUCAAGACGCGCCAUCUGUCCAUGAUGGCUCUUGCUGGAAUCAUUGGCCCGGGCAUCCUCGUGGGAACAGGUGGUGCGCUUGCAAACGGUGGGCCCGCCGCCCUGCUCAUCGGCUUUGGUGUCAUUGGCAUCAUUGCGUUCAGCAUCACGCAGUCUCUGGGCGAAAUGACGACGUUGUAUCCUACGGGAGGAGCCUUUGUCACACUUUCCGAUCGCUUUGUCGACAAGGCUUUUGGCGUGGCCGUGGGCUGGCAGUACUGGCUUGUCUGGGCCUGCGUGCUUGCGAAUGAAUACAACAUCAUUUCCUCGCUGCUCGUCUUCUGGAGCGACAAGGUGCCUCUGUGGGGGUACUUUAUCAUCUUCUGGUUUGCCUUCUUGGGAUUCCAGAUGCUGGGUAUCGAGUCGUUUGGGGAGGCGGAAUUCUGGCUGGCUCUGACCAAGCUUGCGGGACUGUGCGCGUACUUCAUCUUCGCCAUCAUUUACGCGUCAGGAGGCUUGAUCGGACAAAAGGAAGCCCUGGGAUUCCGUUACUGGCACGACCCUGGACCUUGGUCGAAUGGCUUUCGUGGUGUCGCCGUUGUCUUCGUCUUCGCGUCGACCUUUUACGCGGGAGUCGAGGCUGUGGCAGUCGCUGCAACGGAGACGAGAAAUCCUUCCGUGGCUGUCCCGCUGGCUAUCAGACAGGUCAUCUGGCGUAUUCUGUUUGUCUACAUGGGAGUCGCCUUCUUCUUCGGACUUACCUGCCCUUCUGACGCCGAUGACCUCGCCAACGGAGCCAGUCGAGCGCUGAAAAGUCCAAUGACGAUUGCCAUUCAGAGAGCGGGCUGGGAAGGCGGCGUCCAUCUCAUCAACGCCUUCAUCUUCAUCACCGUACUUUCCGCCGCCAACAGCUCCAUCUACAUUGGAUCGCGAACCAUACUUUUCAUGGCACAAGAAAAGAUGGCGCCCAAGUUCCUGGGCAAGACCAAUAGCCGCGGAGUGCCCGUCUACGCAAUUGUCUUCACGAACCUGUUUGGAUGUCUUGCGCUGAUGAAUGUCAGCACCGGCGGUGGCAAAGCUUAUACCUACAUCAUCAACCUCAGCGGUGUCUCCACCUUCCUUGUCUGGGGUGCCAUUUCCUUUACGCACAUUCGCUUCCGCAAGGCGUGGCACGCGCAGGGCCGGACCGCAGCCGAUCUUCCCUUCAAAUCCUUCUUGUACCCCUGGAACGCCUACUUUGGCGUCUCGGCCAAUAUCUUCCUUGCCAUCGUUCAGGGCUGGACGACACUGAGCCCGUUUGACGCCGGCCUGUUUGUUGAUGCGUAUAUUCUGUUCCCCGUGUUUGGCAUCAUCUACUUUGGAUACAAGUGGUGGUUCAAGACGCACCUCUGGAAGAGCCAUGAGAUUGAUCUCGAUGCGGGAAGGAGAAAGGACUUGGACCAAAAGGACGAGCUCGCACCGCACGGUGGAGUCUUGGUCAACGAGGAUGGGCAACCACAGGCCAAGGAAGGUCUGGUAAAGAGGUUAUGGCGGAACUUUUGA